CCUUGUUUGUGGCACACAUCUGAGGCUUCAGAAUCACAAAGAAUCCUGCAAGAAAAGCCUAAAAUAAGCAGAGUCAUCGAGUGUCAACAAAUAGAAAGCAACGAUCAAGGUCUCAUAAAACCACUUGCCUGGAAUCUUUCUAUGUAGAAAGAUGUCCCUGGAGGAAAUGAAAGACCUUCAGCUGGUGGGAAAAUACAUACAACCAGAAACCAAGGAAGUGAAUGGAAUCCUUGUGACCAAGAUGAUCAGUGAAAAUUGGGACAACAUCUGGAAUUUCCAAGCAAGACCUGAUGAUCUCCUCAUUGCAUCCUAUGCCAAGGCAGGCACCACCUGGACACAGGAGAUUGUGGACAUGAUCCAAAAUGACGGAGAUGUGCAGAAGUGCCAACGGGCCAACACCUUUGACCGGCAUCCUUUCAUUGAGUGGACUCUACCCCCACCCUUCAACUCAGGUCUAGAUCUGGCCGAAAAAAUGCCUUCUCCUAGAAUUAUGAAGACUCACCUUCCUGUUCAGUUGCUGCCACCUUCCUUCUGGAAAGAAAAUUCAAAGAUUAUCUAUGUGGCUAGAAAUGCAAAAGACACUGUGGUGUCCUACUACCAUUUCUCAAGAAUGGCUGCACUACUACCUAACCCUGGUACAUGGGAGGAGUUUGUUGAGACAUUCAAAGCUGGUAAAGUGCUAUGGGGCUCCUGGUAUGACCAUGUGAAGGGAUGGUGGGAUGCAAAAGACCAACACCGUAUUCUCUACAUCUUCUAUGAGGACAUGAAGGAGGACCCAAAGCGGGAAAUUCAGAAGAUUUUGAAGUUCUUGGAGAAAGAAAUACCAGAGGAAACUCUGAAUAAAAUCAUCUAUCACACCUCCUUUGAUGUAAUGAAGCACAACCCAAUGGCCAACUACACCACUUUUCCUAUCAGCUUCCUGGACCACUCUAUCUCCCCUUUUAUGAGGAAAGGGAUGCCUGGGGACUGGAAGAGCCAUUUCACUGUGACCCAGAAUGAAGAAUUUGACAAGGACUACCAGAAGAAGAUGGCAGGGAGCACCCUGACCUUCCGCACAGAGAUCUGAGGGCAACAGGGGAGCCCAUCAGUCAAGGACCUCCUUCCUAGAUUUUAGACACUUGAGCCUCAUAAUCAAGAAUACUUAAACUUUAAUCCUGAGCUUUCCUACACUCUCAGAAAUUCUAUGCCACUGUGAUAUACUUCAUCCAAAUGCAACCAAAUCUUGGGUAGAAAUUUAAAAUUAAAUUACAUGAUCAUUCACAUAGACACCCACCACAUAAUGGUGUGCUUAUCUGCAAACCCCUGAUAUAACCCAAUCACUAUCUCACAAUAGCCUGGCUUCCUGGAUGCAAAAUUCAUUAAAAGAGAGAAAUAGAGAAGAGUAGAACUUCAACAUAAGAUAAAGUGAGUGAGGAGCAGAGAAGGAGAAGGUGAACACUAUGGAGAAUGUGAAAAGGGAACCAGGUUUUAUCCUUAACCAUCAACGAGACACAGAGGAUGGCCCAGCUGUUGGAAGUAUUAGGUUAUGAGGUGCAGAAUGUAAAAAGAAGGGAAGCCAGUGAACUGUGUCUGACUCAGGAGGUCUCAAGCUAGACAUGAAGAAAGGCCAGAAAGGAAUGGGUGAUAAGCAGCACAAGAAACAGAAACAAAUGCAGUUCACUUUUGAGACCAACACAAGGCAGACAGGCAGAAAACAAUAUAUAUUUCAGAUGGGCUUUUUAGAGAGAAAUGGAGGAAAAUCUUCAAGUUAGCCCCCCUCCCUCAAAGAAAAUAAAAUACCAGCACCACAUGCACUUUAAGAAAAUCUUGAGUAUCACAUCUCUGGAAGGAUCAUCUUUCAUGCUUCUUAAAAAGAGGCUCUAAGCAAAAUGGUCAAUAUUGAUAAAUUAUUCAGCUACACAUGUAAUUAUGUUCUGCCUCUUUUUUUUCAUUAAAGCCUGUCUCAAGAAAGUGUCUAGCAUCAUUUACACAAGUAGUGUGAAUAUCAAUGUAUUAUUUUAAAAGGAUGUCAGGAAGGUACAGUUUGUGGGAGUACUGCAUUCCUAUGCCACUAAAUCAUAAUAUACAGAAUAUUAUCAACUCUGUGCAGGAACAAAAGAAGCCCCAUUUGCAUUCUUUCAUCGUCAUACUUUCUAAGCAUGAAAAUCAUUAACCACAUGGCAAAUAAUCCAGUACAGUAUUUGUGCAGUGCCAAACUGCUCUGAGGAAAUACAUGGUGAAGUGAACCAGCAUGAUUGAAUAGUAAAUACAUUUUUUAUCAGUGAACACCCACACCACAUUCCCAGCUCACAUUCUACUAGCUACCUAAAAAUAUAGACAGCAGACUGCUAAAACUCCCUUUCUGUACACAGUAUGACCUGGGCAAAUAAAGGGAAUAUCUGUAAUGCGUCUGGAGUUCACAAAUUGGGAAAAUGUGCAGCUAUUCUUUUAUGAAUUGUAAGAUUCUCUUUACUUUCAUUAUAAAAAUAAAUUCCAUUCUUGUAUUCUC
Felis catus (domestic cat) is the source of this 2488-nucleotide messenger RNA. It is a transcript of the gene SULT1C3, whose product is annotated as sulfotransferase family 1C member 3. Gene Ontology annotation, biological process: sulfation. The coding region runs from base 152 to 1066 and encodes 304 amino acids. The transcript has 8 exons. Gene Ontology annotation, molecular function: sulfotransferase activity. Gene Ontology annotation, cellular component: cytoplasm. NCBI's taxonomy places the organism in Eukaryota, Metazoa, Chordata, Mammalia, Carnivora, Felidae. The record is from RefSeq and is a predicted model, not a curated record.